Papaver somniferum (opium poppy) is the source of this 1356-nucleotide messenger RNA. Its product is annotated as alpha-amylase-like. Gene Ontology annotation, molecular function: calcium ion binding; alpha-amylase activity. The record is from RefSeq and is a predicted model, not a curated record. NCBI's taxonomy places the organism in Eukaryota, Viridiplantae, Streptophyta, Magnoliopsida, Ranunculales, Papaveraceae. Gene Ontology annotation, biological process: carbohydrate metabolic process. The coding region runs from base 1 to 1320 and encodes 439 amino acids. The transcript is spliced from 4 exons.
AUGAGUCUUCUUAAUCUUAUUGUCAUUACCUUGUCACUUCUACCUACAUUAACAUGCGCUCAAAUAUUGUUUCAGUUGGUUCUUGCUAUUGUCAAUAAUUUAUUAACAAUUUUUAUAAAUUUGGUACCAAAGGGAUUCAAUUGGGAGUCAUCUAAUAAAGAAGGAGGAUGGUACAACUUCCUCAAAAACUCGGCACCUAAAGAUCUAGCUAGUGCUGGAAUCACCCAUAUUUGGCUUCCACCUCCUUCGCAAUCUGUGGCACCCCAAGGGUAUCUGCCUGGACGUUUGUAUGAUCUCAACUCAAAAUAUGGAAGUGUGGGAGAAUUGAAGUCAUUAAUAAAGGCUUUCAAACGUGAAGGAAUUAAGUCAGUUGCAGACAUAGUUAUAAAUCAUAGAACUGCGGAGAAACAAGACAGCCGAGGCAUAUGGUGUAUCUUUCAAGGUGGAACUUCAGAUGAUAGACUCGACUGGGGACCUUCAUACAUUUGCAAAGAUGACAUCGAGUACUCUGAUGGCACAGGCAAUCCUGACACAGGUAUGACCUAUCCUCCUGCCCCAGAUAUUGAUCAUACUAACCCAAGAGUCCAAAGAGAACUCUCUGGUUGGAUGAAUUGGCUCAAGAAAGACAUCGGUUUCUCUGGUUGGAAUUUCGACUUCGUUAAAGGAUAUUCACCAAAGUAUAUAAAGUUAUAUAUGAAAAACACCAAGCCAGCCUUUGCUGUUGGAGAAUUUUAUGAUGGAAAUAUGAAAUUGAUAAUAGAAUGGCUUGGGGCAGUAGGAAAUAAAAACAUCACUGCCAUCGACUUCCCUACUAAAUUCACCCUUCAAACUGCGGUGCAAGGGGAUUUGUCAAAACUAAAGGGCUCAAAUGGAAAACCACCAGGAUUGAUUGGGUCAUUUCCAAGAAAGAGUGUAACGUUCAUCGACAAUCAUAACACAGGCUCUACACAGAAACAAAACCCAUUCCCGUCCGAAAAAGUCAUCCAGGGUUAUGCUUACAUUCUCACGCAUCCCGGGAUACCUUCCAUAUUUUAUGACCACUUCUAUGACUGGGGCAUAAAAGAGGAGAUAACUAAGUUAAGUGCAGUAAGGUACAGGAAUGGAAUCAAACCAUCCAGCUCAGUGCGCGUUAUCGCUGCAGAUUCUGAUCUCUAUUUAGCUGAAAUUGGUAAGAAAAUAAUUACCAAGAUUGGCCCAAGGAUGAACUUGGGUUCCCUUGUCCCACCAAAUUUCAAGGUUGCUGCCUCUGGUAAAGAUUACGCCGUGUUUGAGAAAACACAUAAAAUAACAGGGGUACUAAUCGAUUCCGAUGCUAACUAAACAUUCUUGGUGUUACUUAUAAUAAUGUAUCCAGAC